GUCGUGCCGGUAAUGCGUCAUCUGGACUAAGGCGAAAAUCUAAAGACAUUUUAAAUAAAUUUAGAGGAAUAUUUGAAUUCUUUUAAAUUUAUAGUAUUAUUUAUUCGUAAAACAGUGUUAUUCUGAGGUUAUUUAUUGUAGAUUAUUUAUACUAGAAUUCAUUUGUGUAGGAUAAGCAAAGAGAUCAGUUGUCAGAUUGAUUAUUGGAAUUUACGUAUUGAAGGAGGAACAAUUUUCCAUCGUUUACAACAAUCAGGAUUUUGAAAACCUAAUUUCAAAGGAUGACACAAGCCAGAACAGAGAUGAGUCGUUUCAACGUUUCACCCGAUGAGAAUAGCAGCUGCAGUUCCACCAGCAAUGAUUAUGGUUAUCCAGAUAUUACUACCAAAACGCCGCUCCGUAGUCAGUACGCUAACGAUAUGGAUGCAGAAAAUCAGAAAUUCCUUCCUGAACAGCUGGGAAAGAAGAAGUACGAGGUUGAAUAUAAUCCUGGCACAGCUUCAUUUGGGAUGUCAGUAUUUAACCUUGGCAACGCCAUCAUGGGCAGUGGGAUCCUUGGGCUUUCCUAUGCCAUGGCCAACACUGGCAUUGCAUUGUUUGUGAUCAUGCUGGUGUCUGUGGGCAUUUUCUCCCUCUACUCAGUCCAUCUGCUGCUGAAGACCGCUAAUGAAGGAGGCUCAAUGGUGUAUGAGCAGCUGGGGUACAAGGCGUUUGGGAUCCCUGGCAAGCUGGCUGCCUCCUGCUCCAUCACCUUGCAGAAUAUCGGAGCCACGUCCAGCUACCUCUACAUCGUGAAGUAUGAGCUGCCGAUUGUCAUCCAGUCAUUCCUGGGAACGAGUAAUGGGGAGUGGUACACAAAUGGAGAUUAUCUGGUGCUGCUAGUUUCCUUCAUCAUCAUUUUGCCAUUAUCACUUCUGAAAAAUCUUGGUUACCUUGGAUAUACCAGUGGUUUCUCCCUGCUUUGCAUGGUCUUCUUUGUCAUUGUGGUCAUUUACAAGAAGUUCCAGAUCCCUUGCCCAUUAACCAACGACCUGUUGAACAUGACGUUGAACAGCACUGUGGCUCAGCUGAACUUCACCAUCACAGCUCACAGUGAGGCUCACAGUGAGGACGUCUGCACUCCAAAGUACUUCGUCUUUAAUGCACAGACUGUGUAUGCAAUUCCAAUCUUGACAUUUGCCUUCGUGUGCCAUCCAGCCAUCCUGCCAAUGUAUGAGGAGCUGAAAGAUCGUUCCAGGAAGAGGAUGCAGAAUGUGGCUAACGUUUCUUUCUUGGGCAUGUUUGUCAUGUACCUGUUGGCUGCUCUUUUUGGCUACCUGACCUUCAACAGUCGUGUUGAGCCUGAGCUGCUGCACACCUACUCAAAGGUGUACAAGUUUGAUGUGGUUCUCCUCAUCGUGCGUCUGGCUGUGCUGACUGCUGUUACACUCACCGUGCCUGUGGUUCUGUUCCCUAUUCGUACCUCCAUCAACCAGCUGCUGGGUACCAAAGAUUUCAACUGGAUUCGCCACAUCCUGAUUACUGUGGUCCUUUUGGGUGGUGUGAACAUUCUGGUCAUUUUUGUGCCCACUAUCAGGGACAUAUUUGGGUUCAUUGGUGCCUCUGCUGCUGCAAUGCUUAUCUUCAUCCUCCCCUCUGCUUUCUACAUCAAACUCGUGAAGAAGGAGUCCAUGAAGUCAAUGCAAAAGAUUGGGGCUACAUUGUUCCUCAUCGGUGGUAUCAUAGUCAUGAUUACCUGCAUGACUCUGAUCAUCUUAGACUGGAUCCAUAACGCUAUCGAGAAUGCCCACGACAACGGUCACUAGGGGGCACACUCCUAGCUGUAGUGGACGAGCAAUCCAGACAUGAUCCCCAAGUGCUGUAGACCUGGGACAACGCUGCUCAGUCCCCCAAAAACCCUGAUCGCUACAAAUGCAAAGAAGAAAUGAGAUGCUCUCCUCACAGCUCAGAGCAGGAACAAAUAUACCAUUCCAAGAGAAUGUCUUGAACUUUGUACAGUAUGCUUCUAGGCCACAAUUGUGGUGUUUUUUUUUGUUUGUUUGUUUGU
Molecule: messenger RNA, 2047 nt
Organism: Chanos chanos (milkfish)
Lineage: Eukaryota; Metazoa; Chordata; Actinopteri; Gonorynchiformes; Chanidae
Gene: slc38a2
Product: solute carrier family 38 member 2
Exons: 16
Coding region: 282-1805 (507 amino acids)
Biological process (GO): amino acid transmembrane transport; L-glutamine transport
Cellular component (GO): plasma membrane
Molecular function (GO): L-glutamine transmembrane transporter activity
Source: RefSeq, a predicted model, not a curated record